ACGUAAACCAUCUAGUUCACGGUAUCAAGACCUGUACCAAGCUCAAGCUAACAUUGAGUAUAACACAGCGCCGAAAUCGCACACGGAGUUCGGGAUCUAAGAUCGGGUUUUUCACUAGUCGUGAAGCCUCUCCAGCCCCAAGCCAUCAUCCAUCUCCCACUCUUGCAGUUAUCAUUACUACUCUCUUACAUUUCCCAAUUGUUUGUUUCGUUCUCUCUUUCGCUGCUAUACCUUGGCAUCGCUUUACUCUACCUAUCAGCAGCGCUGUUCGUAAUUGGAACUGCUUGCUUCAUGAGCGAAUAGGGAAUCUAGCGGAGUUCGAAUUGUCUAAAUGAGGGACAAUCUGCUCUCAUUCAAAAUAGCUAGUAUUCGACCUGAGAUUUCAGUCCAAAACAGUCUUUUGGUUCCCUUCCACACGCCGUACACCAAGAAUACACUCAUCUACUCAACAUGGCAACCCUCAACAUCGUCGAAGCGUCAAUCGCUUCCCUUCAAACUGCUCUCACAUCUCGAUCUAUCACAGCUGUCUCUCUUGUUUCUCUCUAUCUCCUCCGAAUCGCCGCAUACGACACUAGGGGCCCAACACUCAACUCAAUUAUCCUGCUCAACCCAGACGUCUUCACCGAAGCAGCAGCCUCAGACACUCGCCGCGUGGCAGGAAAGACUCUUGGCCCCCUUGACGGGAUCCCGUAUACGGUGAAAGAUAGCUAUAAAGUCAAGGGUUUGACUGUAGCGAGUGGGAGUGAAGCGUUCAAAGAUUUAGUAGCGGGUGAAGAUGCGUUCACGGUGGCCAAGUUGAGGGAAGCAGGGGCGGUGUUGAUUGGGAAGACGAAUAUGCCACCUAUGGCAGCAGGAGGCAUGCAACGCGGCGUCUACGGACGGUCGGAAUCUCCAUACAAUGCAAACUACCUUCCAGCAGCCUACGCAUCCGGCUCUUCAAAUGGUUCGGCAGUAUCAACCGCCGCCUCGUUUUGCGCCUUUGGCAUGGCUGAAGAGACGGUCUCCUCUGGACGAUCACCUGCUUCAAAUAAUAGCUUAGUCGCCUACACGCCAUCUCGUGGCAUCAUCUCCAUCCGAGGAAACUGGCCUUUAUAUCCAACAUGUGAUGUCAUUGUACCGCACACAAGGACUGUCGAGGAUUUAUUGACAUUGCUGGAUGUACUUGUUGUGGAGGAUGAGGUUUUAGAAGGCGAUUUCUGGCGUACUCAACAAUUUGUGAAGAUUCCGACACCAAAGAGUAUUCGACCAGCUUCGGGGACAUUUCUCACUUUGCAGGAACCAAGGACGCUAAAAGGCAUGAAAAUCGGCGUGCCAAAAAUGUACAUUAGGUUACAAGACACUUCUCCCACCGCCCGUCUAGUGCACACUCACCCGGACGUCCUCAAGCUCUGGGAAACUGCAAAUGCCACACUCGAAUCCCUUGGUGCGACUGUCAUCCCGGUGGACUUCCCCCUCGUAACAAACUAUGAAGAUCAUGGACUGGAGACAACGAUGAAUGUUCCUGGCGUUCCUGAAGACUGGGCAUUGCAUGAACGCAGUACACUUCUCGCUUAUGCCUGGGCGGAUUUCCUCGCUUCGAAUGGCGAUGCUACUAUUCCUUCAGCGAAGCAAGUCGAUACGAGUAAGAUAUUCCCUAGAAAUAUCGAAGAAGUCCAGUGGAAGUACAGCGAAAUCGCCAAUCUCGUCGGCUAUGACGGCAUUUUCUCCUCACUCGACUCUCGAAAGGCAGGAGAAGCUGUGCACGAUAUUCCUGGGUGUGAGCAGGCGCUACUCGCUCUCGAAGCAACACGGAAGCGCGACCUAGAAGACUGGAUGCUCAAUCUCGGGCUCGACCUUGUCGUCUUCCCUGCCAAUGGCGAUGUCUGUAAAGCAAAUUCCGACACCAAUGACGAAUCAGCUAAAUACUCUUGGCUUAAUGGUGUGAAGUAUUCGAAUGGUAAUCGGGCGCUGAGACAUCUGGGUGUGCCGAGUGUGACUGUGCCGAUGGGUAAGAUGGAGGGCAGUGGGAUGCCGGUGGGGUUGACGUUUUUGGGGAAGGCUUAUAGUGAUGCAGAGAUCUUGAGUGUGGCGGGGGCGUUUGAGAUGGAGGCGGGAAGGAGGGGAGAAGGGAGGGUGGUGCCGGGGAGGACGCCAUCGCUUGGAAGUGAUGAGAUUAUCCUACAGACUGGAGAAGGUGCUGGAACUGGAGGAGGUGGAGAGGUACCCGUGUUAGAGAUCCCACACGCAUCUGUCCGGACUUCGAAUUCUAGCUCUCAAUCUCCCAAGCUCUUAGUCAAGCUUACCGGUACAGCCACCUUACCAGCUGCCUCCUCAGCCAUCUCAUCUCCUCCACAAUCAGCUAUCCAACUCGAAAUCCACGUCGACGGCCAGAUAUACCCCAACAUACCCAUCGACUCACACGGCACCUGGUCCUUGGAGAAGGAAAUACCGGAACCUCCUGAGAUAGAAGAGAAUUCAAGACGAAAGCGAGGGUACCGAGAGAUGGUGUGAUGGUUGUUGUGCUUGCUAAAUGCGGAGAGAGUGGGAGAGAGGCUGGACUCGUGAGAGUUUUGGAUCCGAGUAUUUCACAAUAAGAACUAAGAUAUAAUAGCUUGAGGUUCUUAUGACGGGCAUCUCAGGAAUGGUGGUCGUACUCCCGCUCUUUUCAUGACAGGGUUCUGGUUCGGUUAAAUACCUGCAUUGGGUUAGCGUAUCUAAUAACAACAAACUCUGCUGCCAACUUGGUAUUCUCCCUUUCCAUAUGGAAGGAUUGAUUCUGAUAGCCUGUAGAAAUCUCCGAAAUGAGUUGACUGCAGUGAAUUGGCUUAUCCUUGUACUUUUCAUUCCCUAGUUGUGACAGCUGAAUCCAAUGACAACUUCAAAUACUUCAAAAAUGUCGCGGUAGAUCUCGAGAGAGCUUUCGGUCCGCGCAGAGAUGUUGGCCUUUUUGACGUCUUGCAAGGGCGGAGAUACUGGCUCAAUGCAUUUGGCAAGACUAGAAUCCUACAUAACCGUCUCAAGGACAGAGUGAAGGACGAGCUGGUCGCACUUGAUCCAGGAGGACAGCUUCCCCAAAUCCAGCCCCCACUAUAUGUAGGACUUGGUCACAAUCUUGCUCAGCGGAUGCGGGAUCAUAAUCCAGACUCUGGGCUUCACAAUACAUCCAAAGCACGGGGCCUCAUCUUGAGUUGCAUGAAGUCUUUGGAUUUCCCAUUCAGCCCUCUGGCCAUACUUAUACUCAAGAUAUGGGGAAAUGAUACUAUUCUCAAAGGAGAGGCUCUUAUAUCAAUGCUCUCCGGAUCCUCGGUCUAAGAUGACGGCUAUGCUUCCCUAACAGGGACCGACAUCAGCGGAACUUUCGAUUCAUGCGACGAAGAAGAAGAAGAGGUGUUCAGAGACAAUGAAUGGAUGAACGAGAAUUUGAUAGCAGCCAGCAAAGAGAUCAAGGACAGGAUCGAAUGCUUACAAACAGCUUUACAGUUUGAUUCGAAUCUUAUCGAACCGAGGAUUAGGAAUAUUGGCGUGGAGGUGUCUCACUUGAUAGAGUACAGAGAGAAGCUGGACAGUAAUCUCAAAGUUGCUGCCGAGGAAGAGAAGUCAAGAAGAGACAUGGUGGCAUCCAACUUGCAAGAACUCAAUGAAUCCGUCGCUCGGAUGCGACGAUAGGCGACCUACCAUGACUUCAUUACAGCGUGGCUGGAGGAUUAGAGUCCACCAUCGGGCCCAACCCAACAGGGCGGCACGCGAUAGCUCGACACGGUUUGGCACUCAGGAUUUACGCGGACCACAGCUGCACAACUAGAAAGAAAGCAG
Cadophora gregata is the source of this 3792-nucleotide messenger RNA. RefSeq lists its product as uncharacterized. The coding region runs from base 451 to 2490 and encodes 679 amino acids. The transcript is spliced from 3 exons. NCBI's taxonomy places the organism in Eukaryota, Fungi, Ascomycota, Leotiomycetes, Helotiales, Ploettnerulaceae. The record is from RefSeq and is a predicted model, not a curated record.